CGUUUGAUCUCGCAAUGGAGCGGAGGACAAUAUUUCCGGUUCAUACAACUAUCUUCGUAGCAUUGACUCUAGUUACUUACUGUCAUGGGGCUAAUAUUUUGUGUUUGAUGGGCGUUCCUAGUCACAGUCAUCAUAUCUGGAAUCGUGCCCUGAUGGAAGCGCUUGCCAAACAAGGACAUAAUCUAACGAUCGUUUCUCCGGACAUGGAAACAACUCAGAAGCCGAACAUCACCUACAUCUACCUGGAAAAGGUGUAUCAGGCAGUGCACGAGGGCGAUUCGGCCGUUGAUUUUUAUGAAAUGGCUCAGCAAAAUAUGUUCCUCAGUACGGUCACUUUCUACGACUACGGGAUGGGCAUGUGCGAAGGAAUUAUGAAAUCUAAAGGGUUGGAUAUAAUUCUCAACUAUCCGAAUGAUUUCAAAUUCGACCUUGUGCUGUACGAUUUCUCUUGUGGACCCUGCUUGAUGGGACUGUAUCAUAAAUUCGGUGAACCCCCCCUGGUUGGAGUAACUGCUUUCAAUAUUCCACCGUACACUACGGAUGUGAUUGGAGGCCACAAGUAUCCAUCGUACAUUCCGUACUACUCGUUGUCUUACGACUCUGAAAUGAAUUUUUGGCAGAGAUUGGAAAACACCUUCAUCUAUGUGUUUGAUCAUUUGUAUCGGAACUACAGAUUCCUGCCGAAAACCGACGAAUUGGUGCGCAAACAUCCUGCUUUCCGAAAUGUUCCUUACCUUCCUGAAUCAGACAAAAAGAUGAUGUUAUUGUUGGCCAACUCCCAUCAUGCGGUUGAUUUUCCUGAGCCAGUUCCUCAAAAUAUGAUUCUGGUCGGCGGUCUACAGCUCAUUCCACCUAAACCGUUGCCGCAAGAUUUGGAAAAAUUUAUCACUGCUGCACCGAAGGGAGCCAUCCUCUUCUCUCUGGGGACCAAUGUGUUGAGUUCGGAUUUAGGCGACGAGCGGAUUGCGAUGUUUCUGGAGGCCAUGGCUCACUUUCCGGAGUACAACUUUUUGUGGAAAUUUGAGACGGAGAUGCGGAAGUUCAAGCUACCAAAGAAUCUUUUGUUGAGGAAAUUUUUGCCUCAAAAUGAUAUUCUGGCCCAUCCCAAUAUCAAACUGUUUAUGACCCAUGCGGGAUUGUUGAGUACUCACGAAGCUACAUGGCAUGGUGUUCCAAUCAUUGGGAUCCCCUUUAUUGCCGAUCAAUAUCGGAACCUAGAAAAAUCCAUGCGUGCCAAGGUGGCAGAGCGGUUGAACGUGUUUUCCCUCACCACCAAUGAUAUUGUGCAAACCAUCCGGAAGGUUCUCGAAGACCCGGGCUAUCGGAAUCGUAUGCAGGAGAAGUCGGCUUUGUUCCGUGACCAACCGGAGAGGCCGCUGGAUCGGGCCAUAUGGUGGAUCGAGUGGGCUCUCAGACACCCGAAUGCCAAAAGCAUUCAAUCUCCCACGAUGAAGUUGGGCUUCUGGAGAAGCCAAUCCUACGAUGUCGUUCUGUUCAUCGUUGUUGUCAUCCUUGCCAUACGUUACCUACUCAAGAAACUGUUCACUUCGGAUGUUAAAAGCAGUAAGAAAGCGAAGGCAAAAAUGAACUAAAGUUCAAGUUAAGAAGCAUUCUCCGCAGCAGAAUGAAGAGUGAAAAAAAAAGAAAAUGAAUCAAUAAAUGAUGUUUAUCUAA
Molecule: messenger RNA, 1674 nt
Organism: Uranotaenia lowii
Lineage: Eukaryota; Metazoa; Arthropoda; Insecta; Diptera; Culicidae
Product: UDP-glucosyltransferase 2-like
Exons: 3
Coding region: 15-1592 (525 amino acids)
Molecular function (GO): UDP-glycosyltransferase activity
Source: RefSeq, a predicted model, not a curated record